This is a messenger RNA of Lentinula edodes (shiitake mushroom), 255 nucleotides long. RefSeq lists its product as uncharacterized. The record is from RefSeq and is a predicted model, not a curated record. NCBI's taxonomy places the organism in Eukaryota, Fungi, Basidiomycota, Agaricomycetes, Agaricales, Omphalotaceae. The transcript has a single exon. The annotation marks the transcript as partial.
GAACGUAUGGCAUCAGAGAGCAACUGUUGGGUAUAUAUUGCAGGCCAGCACCCAAAUGCCAGAAUUCCAUUUCUACACUUUGCAUCGCAACGUUUGAGACUGGAAGGACCAUCUGUUCUGGAUGAACUCCAUGGUAGUGCCGAUUGUCUUUUCACCUCCCUUCUCACAUCUCAUCGCCAGGAGGCUGCUGAACUUACAGACAGGUUGUUGCUAGCUCAAAAUCGGAUUAAUGAAUUGGAAUCCGAAAAAGCUGCU